This is a messenger RNA of Pichia kudriavzevii, 465 nucleotides long. RefSeq lists its product as uncharacterized. The coding region runs from base 1 to 465 and encodes 154 amino acids. Gene Ontology annotation, biological process: removal of superoxide radicals. NCBI's taxonomy places the organism in Eukaryota, Fungi, Ascomycota, Pichiomycetes, Pichiales, Pichiaceae. The transcript has a single exon. The record is from RefSeq and is a predicted model, not a curated record. Gene Ontology annotation, molecular function: copper ion binding; superoxide dismutase activity.
AUGGUGAAAGCUGUCGCAGUUCUCAGAGGUGAUUCUACUGUCAAAGGUGUCGUGUCCUUCGAGCAAGCAUCUGCUCAAGACCUUAUUUCCAUUUCUUGGGAAAUUGAAGGUAAUGACCCAAACGCAAAGAGAGGUUUCCACAUUCACCAUUUUGGUGAUAACACCAAUGGUUGUACUUCUGCCGGUCCUCACUUCAACCCAUUUGGCAAGAACCACGGUGCUCCAGAAGAUGAGGACAGACACGUUGGCGACUUGGGUAACAUUGAAACAGACGGUAGCGGUGUGGCAAGAGGUUCCAAGACAGACCGUUUAGUUACCCUCUUUGGUGAACACUCUGUUCUCGGCAGAACCGUUGUGGUCCACUCGGGUGAAGACGAUCUCGGUAAAGGUGGCCAUCCUGACUCCUUGAAGACCGGUAACGCCGGCGGCAGACCAGCAUGUGGUGUUAUUGGAUUUGCAGCUUAA